AUGCCCAAAACCAUCUCGUGCCCGCACGCUGGGUGCACCUACCUGUUCUCGAAACCCGUCCAUCUACGCCGCCAUCUGCUCUCGCAUUCGGACGAAUCAGUCUGGAAGUGUCCCGACUGCGAUCAGGAGUUCAAACGCAUCGACAGCUUUCAAAGGCACAAGAAGCGCAUCCAUCCUGACCAGCCUGAUCUGGUUGCCGUCAAGAUCGACUCAGACUCAAGUAACCAGGACAAGGAUACCAAGUCGGACGCUGAUGCCGAAGAUCAGAUCGACCAUGAGUUACAUGCCUCUCUGCCUCAUGCCGAAACCAACACCAACACCAACGCUUCCGCAUCUCCAGCCAUACCAGUCGCUUUGCAGCAACUCAACGCUUACGAUGCAAAUUCAAAUCCAUCGCCUUCCACCAACACCACACGUAGUUCAGCUGCCUUCUCUCCCAGUACAUCUGACGCGCGUCCUUCGGCCUCGUCCAGCUCCACCUACCAUCGUUCGCACCUCUACCAUCCCUAUGCUCGCAACGAUCAUGGCUCGCAAUCCGCCUCGUCCGCGCCUGCCCACUCUUCCACCAGCGACCCAUCGAGCAUCACCCACACUUCUUGGCAGCCACAGAGCAAUCAACCCCAAAUCUUUGAUUCCACUCCCCAUCCCUCGGCCACUGCGUCCACAGCGACUCCGUCUAGCUCGUUGUCCUUCUAUCCCAACUUGUAUGGAGCUCCGAUCUCGUACAACGACUAUGCCACCGCUGCUCCUGCAGCAGCCGCAGCAGCAGUAGCCUAUGCUCAACCUGCCUCGGCUGACCACGCUGCUCCGCUUUCAAUACCCUCGCUCACCCAACCCUCGCCUUCGUGGGGGUCUAGCUCCAACUCGGAAACUGAGGGGCAAAACUUUUUUGACGACAUCCUUCAGUCGAUCCUCAUGGAUUCCAUCUCGAGCUUCGUACCGCAUGAGCCAAUGGCUCCUGUCGACUUUGGCGCCUCCACAGCCAUGUCCACCGAAGCGUAUACCUUUGGCGAUCCCAUCUCGUCCGCGCAGCACCAGCACCAGCAGCUCCAGAACCAGAAUCAGAACCAGAAUCAGAAUCAGAAUCAGAAUCAGAAUCAGAACCAGAACCAGAACCAGAAUCAGAAUCAGAAUCAGAAUCAGAACCAGAACCAGAACCAGAUUCCGAUGCAGAAACCCGCGCAUCAGAUGCACAACGACAAUGCGUCCCUGCAAGCACAAUCUCAGCCAUCAGCAGCCUUGUCCGGCCAGCAACAGCACACUUCAACGCCAAAGCCAGACGCACCAUGUGGCACGGGCACGGGCACGGGUUCGCAUUCUCUUCCACAACCACUGGUCAACCUCGUCCCCUUUGCAACUUUUACCGAGUCGGCUUACAACUCGGGCAGAUCGACGCCUGCAACACCACGCCAUCCACCUGGCAUCUCUAUGGAUGAAUCCGACGAGAUGGCGCGCUCCGUCGAAAAGGUGGGCGACCAGGCAGCUACCAACAUUGGUGCUAGGACUCGAGAUCUUGUACUGCAUGGUGUCAACAUCCCGAAAAAGCCACCACGCCUGACUGCAGUCUCUCUGUUCAACGCUGCGACGCGCCAUAUACGCUCGAUGCUACCGUUGCUUCCUUCCUACUGGUUACUCGAUCAUCGACGGCUUGCUGCCGAGCGACCGUACGUCUUUGUUUCUCUUCUCGCUCUCGGAACGCUUUGGCAGCCACGCGCCGAUGUCAAGGCGUACGGUGCCGAGCUCUGGCAACUCAUCUUUCGCAGUAUUUGGGCAGGUGCCGUCUUCUAUCUCGAUCAGCCUCAGCUGAUGCGUGAAGCUACCGCGGUUAUGGCUUUCACCCAUCUCUACGCGUUUCUCUGUCGCGACGAGAACAUCCGUCGCAAAUCCAUCCACAGCACCUACACCGGAAGCUCGCUCUGUCGAGAACACGGCUGGCGUCAGGGCAUUUGGUUCCUCGUCGGGCCCUGGGAGCAGUCUCUGCAGCGAUUGCUUGGGCCGAAUCUGCAGAUGGCUCUCGUUGAACUCGAAGUGCUUGCCAGAGAUCAGACCACCAACAAGCUGUCAUCCGAGCAGAAGAAGCUGCUCGAACAUCUGCAUGGCGUCUGGAAGCAGUGGUCCGACGCCGAAGAGGUGAAUCGCAACAUGAUCUGCCACAGCAUCACCGAAUCGCACCAUUCCGAAUUUCUCUCGAGUUACAGUCAGAUGCGUGCCAUGGGUAGGAUCGCUUGCCAGGCGCUAGUUCCAUGUGCUGACGACGUGUGGGAUGCAAAGACAUCGAUCGAAUGGGCCAAGCUCGUGCUCGAGCACAAGGCUACGCGAGAAGGCUAUCAGCGAGCGUUGCUUUCCGGUAAGAAGCAGCUCGGUCCGAUCUUGGAUGCUCUCUUCGGUAUUCACGCACCCUCACCCGCUUCCAACGAGGACCAAGACGAGGACGCCAACGACGGUUCCACAAACAAGCGCGGCCUCGAACAUAUGCUCUGCUUCACAGUCAAAGAACACUUUGCGCUCUUGAGCCUACUCGAAGGUCUGCAUCUGCUAUGGACUGCUCGACACUCGCCGCCUUUCCGAACAGGCACUUCGUACGCUGCCGAUUUCUCGCCAGCUCAACCUUGGCAUUCCGCUGGUCUCGAAACGGCGUUUUGCAUCAAAGGUGGCACCGCCUAUCACAAGCUCAACGUGCUGGACACAGAAAUGAUGCUGGCAGCGCUUUCAAGGUGGAUGCGACUGUAUCAUCAGUCGUACUUGCCCAACCCGGUGGCCAACUCGACUGGAUUCAGCCGACCGAUCAAUGGCGAUGGACGCGGUGAGGCUCAGCCGGUCGAGAAUGGCACUUUCAAAUCGGGAGCUUCUGUCAACAGAGCACGCGUGCCCAAUUUGGGCCCCAGCAACGACCGCUUCCUGCUGCAUUUCCGAUUCCACGUUGUUCAGCUCUCGACGCUCUUCAACGCGCAUCACGUCGUGCAUGCGCUGGUGGCAACGUGCGGAGAACACGUCGAGGCCAACGUAACGAUCCCAGCCAACAGAGCCAACGGAGCCAACGGAGCCAACGGAGCCAACGGAGCCAACGGAGCCAACGGAGCCAACGGAGCCAACGGAGCUAACGGAGCCAAAGGAGCUAACGGCGGUAGCGCAGGUAGCGGUGGUACAGCUGCGGCGCGGUCCGAUCAGCCAACGUCGAUUGCUCUACGUUGUGAAAGCUGUGUCAACGCAUCCAGCUGUCCGUACCGCAACGCGCGUCUGCAGCGAUGGGCGGCGGUGCAUGCCGGAGCGGUGAUCGGCAACUUCAUGUCGAUGCCACGACUGUCAAACCUGACACCCACCAUCCUGGAAGGUCUGGGUCAAGCAUUCGGCAUCCUCGUCAUCCUCUGCCGUCUGCAGCGAUCGCCAGCACAGCGUCGACGUGCUUGCUGUCGAUGCGCUGCCGACAUCCGCGAAGCUUCGGUCGAACUCAUCUCGGAUCAAUGUUUGCAUUUGGAUGCAGAUCGUCCGAGUCCCACACAAACGCAUCCAGAGAUGGCGCAAGUCAAGUUUGAUUCGAGCAACGACUGUUGGCUGCACCACGGAACGCUGGAUGAAGGCGCAACACUGUUAGGUCAGCCGAUUCAGGAUUGGCCAUUUGUGCUCCAGGAUAUGGGCAACGAGCUCAGAGGCGCCGCCGGUGCUUGGCAGACCGCCGAAGAGUUUUUGGGCGUCGCGCAAAAGUUACUCAACAGUUUCACUCUGUAUGUCGAAUGA
Messenger RNA from Mycosarcoma maydis (corn smut), 3735 nucleotides. Its product is annotated as Putative Cys(2)His(2) zinc finger protein. Gene Ontology annotation, molecular function: DNA-binding transcription factor activity, RNA polymerase II-specific; RNA polymerase II cis-regulatory region sequence-specific DNA binding. Gene Ontology annotation, cellular component: chromatin. Gene Ontology annotation, biological process: regulation of transcription by RNA polymerase II. Lineage: Eukaryota; Fungi; Basidiomycota; Ustilaginomycetes; Ustilaginales. The record is from RefSeq and is a predicted model, not a curated record. Bases 1 to 3735 code for a protein of 1244 amino acids. The transcript has a single exon.